CUCAAAUAAUUCUAUAGGAAAUUAAAUACAGUCAUUCUAUAUCGCGAGUUUCCACGUAGCUGAAAUGCCGAAAAAUAAUUAACAAUUGCUUAUCAAAUAUUGAUAUGUGAGGGAACAGAUUAAAACGAAAACGUAGCUAAACGAGUGGAAAAAAUAAUGUGAAUACCUAUAGCGAUGUAAGGCAACACGAAGGCCAAACGGGUGAAAGCUUAUCGGGCGAGGGUUUAUUACAUAUGGAAUCUCCUAGCCCCAUUCCAGAAACCAAGACUUUAUUGCAGAACAUAUUGCAACAAGCGCCCGCUCACGUCCCUUGCCACUUGAACAGUUUAUGUAAUGCCAUGGCGUCGUGUGUCAAUGCCACAGGUUCCCUCCCACCAAGUCCUGCUGACAGCGGAGUAUCUGACGUUGACAGUACCAGUGGUCAUCUCAGUAACGAUGACACUAAAUCCAGACUUCAACCUACACCAGGUCCACCCUGUCGUACACCAGAUUCUCCCAGUCCGAAUAGCCAAAGUUAUGGAAUUCCGGCUUAUUGUCAGUUAUCUCUCCACUCCCAAUAUUCCAAUAGGGCGUCUACCACCUGUAAGUCGACUUCAUAUAUAAUUUACAUUUAAAUACAUAAGUGUUAUUGUCUUAGAAUCAACCGCACAAAAAUUAAACUCGAUUUAAAGGAAAAAUUAAAUUAGGAUGUUUCGUUUUAUAUUAAAAACAAUAGAAUUUUUAUUGACACUUAAAACGUACUUAUACGGCACCGAGAAAUAGAAGAUAGUUGCAAAUACUGCCACUGUUUCUAAACGUGACAUCUCUGCAGUGUUUUAAAAGUUGCUGGAAAAUGUUUCGCAAUUAAAGCUUUAGUAUAAAACAAAGAAUCACGUGAGAGAAGAGCGGGCAGACGAACAACGAAUCUUAUCAGUCCCGUCUAAAGUAAAACGUAUCAACAAAAGAGCAGAAACCCGGAUCUCUGAGGCCCCAAUCCACUAUAGGAACGGGGUCGAGAAAGGAAAACGCAAUAGUUUCUGGGUCAUGCGUUACAAAACUUUCGCUGUCCCAGUUUUUUCUAACUCCGACCGGAUAUUUGGCUCCGUUUGAACAAGGUGAAAGAAAAGUAGGAGAGAUUAUCCAUUUCACUUCUAAAGUCGAUUGUUUUGGAUAAAUAAGUUUACGUUUAAAUUUUUGACAUUGUUUUUUAUGGCAGCAUUUUAAAUAGAGCAUUAAUGUUCGAGUUGAAAUAGUCGGGGGACGUCGUUUAGUUUAAUAAAUUAAUUGAGACAAAUCGAGUAUCUUAAAUAAUAUAAAAAUCGAGGCAAACGUUAUCGCCGUCUGUAAACAGAGAAAGCGGACGACGAUCACAUGACAGAGAUAAAACAUGGCGGUGGAUUCACUUCCUCGUCUAAGGUAGGAAGACGGAACUGGUGUGAUUACCCUCCGACAUCGUUCUCCUCCUCCCUCAC
This is a messenger RNA of Centruroides sculpturatus (bark scorpion), 1451 nucleotides long. RefSeq names its product ecdysone-induced protein 74EF-like. The record is from RefSeq and is a predicted model, not a curated record. The transcript has 4 exons. Lineage: Eukaryota; Metazoa; Arthropoda; Arachnida; Scorpiones; Buthidae. Bases 234 to 614 code for a protein of 126 amino acids.